GCAUCUCUGCUGCGGGGCCGGUCGGGACGGAGGAGACAAGAUGGCGCUGCGGGCGAUGCGGGGGAUCGUGAAUGGGGCUGCGCCCGAGCUACCCGUGCCCACCAGUGGGCCUACGGUGGGAGCUCGGGAGCAGGCGCUCGCAGUUAGUCGGAACUACCUCUCCCAGCCUCGCCUCACAUACAAGACAGUAUCAGGAGUCAAUGGGCCACUAGUGAUCUUAGAUCAAGUUAAGUUUCCUAGAUAUGCUGAGAUUGUUCACUUGACAUUACCAGAUGGCACAAAAAGAAGUGGGCAGGUUCUAGAAGUUAGUGGUUCCAAAGCAGUGGUUCAGGUAUUUGAAGGGACUUCAGGUAUAGAUGCCAAGAAAACAUCUUGUGAGUUUACAGGGGAUAUUCUCCGAACACCAGUGUCUGAGGAUAUGCUUGGUCGGGUAUUCAAUGGAUCCGGAAAACCCAUUGACAGAGGCCCUGUUGUGUUGGCCGAAGAUUUCCUUGACAUCAUGGGCCAGCCAAUCAAUCCUCAGUGUCGAAUCUACCCAGAAGAGAUGAUUCAGACUGGCAUUUCAGCCAUCGAUGGCAUGAACAGUAUUGCUAGAGGACAGAAAAUUCCUAUCUUCUCUGCUGCUGGUUUACCACACAAUGAGAUUGCAGCUCAAAUCUGUCGCCAGGCAGGUUUGGUAAAGAAAUCCAAAGAUGAUGUAGACUACAGCGAGGAAAAUUUUGCAAUUGUAUUUGCUGCUAUGGGUGUAAACAUGGAAACUGCCCGAUUCUUCAAGUCUGACUUUGAAGAAAAUGGCUCAAUGGACAAUGUCUGCCUCUUUCUGAACUUGGCUAAUGACCCAACCAUUGAGCGAAUUAUCACUCCUCGUCUGGCUCUAACCACAGCUGAAUUUCUGGCCUACCAAUGUGAGAAACAUGUGUUGGUUAUCCUAACAGACAUGAGUUCUUAUGCAGAAGCACUUCGAGAGGUUUCAGCAGCCAGGGAAGAAGUUCCUGGUCGACGAGGUUUCCCAGGUUAUAUGUAUACAGAUUUAGCCACAAUAUAUGAACGCGCUGGUCGAGUGGAAGGUAGAAAUGGCUCUAUUACUCAAAUCCCUAUUCUCACCAUGCCUAACGAUGAUAUUACUCACCCUAUCCCUGACUUGACUGGAUAUAUUACAGAGGGUCAAAUCUAUGUGGACAGACAACUGCACAAUAGACAGAUUUACCCACCUAUUAAUGUGCUGCCUUCAUUAUCACGGUUAAUGAAGUCUGCUAUUGGAGAAGGCAUGACCAGAAAGGAUCAUGCCGAUGUAUCUAACCAGCUGUAUGCGUGCUAUGCAAUUGGUAAGGAUGUACAAGCCAUGAAAGCCGUAGUUGGAGAAGAAGCCCUUACCUCAGAUGAUCUUCUUUACUUGGAAUUUCUCCAGAAGUUUGAGAGGAACUUUAUUGCCCAGGGUCCUUAUGAAAACCGCACUGUCUAUGAGACUUUGGACAUUGGCUGGCAACUGCUCCGAAUCUUCCCCAAAGAAAUGCUGAAGAGAAUCCCUCAGAGCACCCUGAGCGAGUUCUACCCUCGAGAUUCUGCAAAGCAUUAGCUGCUGCUUCAUCGCUGGCUCUGUAACUCUUGUGAAAUACUGGUUCUGUUUUCUUUAUUCCUUUUGCACUCCCCUCAUCCCCACCGUUGCGUUGGAGUUUACUGUGUUACCCUGUAAUUAAAAACAAAGAAUAGGUAACAUUGUGCCAGUGUUCCGAUGUUUUAAACUGAUAACAGACUUCAAAAUAUCUCCUGUUCUGAAAGCCUGGAUCUUCAAUGCUUUGUUUAAAAUAGCUGCAGGGAUACAGGUGAGGUUUUCUUUUUGAAGUGUGUAUUUGUACAUAGUGGUUUAGUUUGUCACCUAAUAAUGUCUUCAUUAUUUGGGUCUCCCAGGCCUUAUCUCUCAAACCUCUCAAGAGCAUCGCUGUCUGAAGUUAACAUUGCUUUGGUCUUCAAAUUAGGGGCAAGUUCUGAUCUGAAAGAAACCUCCUUUAGGAAGCACCAAGAGGUACUUCUGAGCACUUGCCUCUGGGUCUGUGCUGCUACUCAAAGCAGAUGGUUUUUACUGUCCACUUUAACUUUCCUACUUAAUGAAUCGAUUUAACAAAAGUUUUCCCCUUAAUUUUAGUGUUUGUGAGUUGGGACUCUGUAUCUUACAGUUAUCCCUCUGAGUAACACAUAGAAUCAUGCAUCUUUUGCACAGCUGGCAUUUAUCUGGACUAGUAAGAUGCCUGGUCUUGGUAAUCUUUACUGGAUUUCCAUGUAGAAGAACCACACUUUCUUGGAAACAAUUGGAUGCAGUAAAAAGAAAAAGAAAAAAUCUAAUCUUUUUCACAUUAUGACAUGCUAACAGUGGUUUACCUUUCUAGAGCAUUUACUAGAUGCCGAAGGCAAGGUAGGGAGGAGAAAGGUGACAACUCAUGUAUUUAUGGAUAUUUUGGACUCUGUUAGCCAGCAGCCUUUGGAAAUCCCCCGUUUUUGCUUUCUGACCUCUCUCUGCCUUUUCAGGGUAAUCUUGUGGCACAAGUGAUAGCAUUUUAAAGCUUUAGAAUUUUAAUUCCUGCUCCUUUCUGCCGUUAGCCCUAAAGCUAUCUUCUGUGCAGUCCUACCAUAUCAACUGUUUGGUCUCUUUGUGUUCUUUGUUACUUGGGUGCAAUAGCAACUUCUGUACUCUAUGCAUUCCAUCUUUCAAGUUGUGUAAAGUUCUUCACUUUUUUCUCUGAGGGUGUAGGGGGUGGGAUGGGGGGAAAUAAGCAUGAUAAUAUUUUAAUGUA
Molecule: messenger RNA, 2789 nt
Organism: Choloepus didactylus (southern two-toed sloth)
Lineage: Eukaryota; Metazoa; Chordata; Mammalia; Pilosa; Megalonychidae
Gene: ATP6V1B2
Product: ATPase H+ transporting V1 subunit B2
Exons: 14
Coding region: 41-1576 (511 amino acids)
Biological process (GO): proton transmembrane transport; ATP metabolic process
Cellular component (GO): proton-transporting V-type ATPase, V1 domain
Molecular function (GO): proton-transporting ATPase activity, rotational mechanism; ATP binding
Source: RefSeq, a predicted model, not a curated record